Molecule: messenger RNA, 1351 nt
Organism: Daucus carota subsp. sativus
Lineage: Eukaryota; Viridiplantae; Streptophyta; Magnoliopsida; Apiales; Apiaceae
Product: ADP-glucose phosphorylase
Exons: 3
Coding region: 83-1099 (338 amino acids)
Biological process (GO): beta-D-galactose catabolic process via UDP-galactose, Leloir pathway
Molecular function (GO): zinc ion binding; UDP-glucose:hexose-1-phosphate uridylyltransferase activity
Source: RefSeq, a predicted model, not a curated record
ACGUAAAAUCUCAAUAUCAAGAUUACUUCACCUUCCGCAAUUGACACCGCCACACAAGUACUGAACAAGUGUUUAUAGAAAAAUGGAUGCUCCGAAACGCAACCCGGAACUAAGAAAAGACACAGUGAACAACCGGUGGGUUAUAUUUUCUCCGGCGAGAUCACGUCGUCCCUCCGACUUCAAAUCCAAAUCAAACCCUAACCCCAACAACCAAUCAGCUUGCCCCUUUUGUAUCGGCCACGAACACGAAUGCGCUCCCGAAAUUUUCCGAGUUCCAUCCGAUUCCACCGCCGAGUGGAAGAUCCGAGUCAUUCAAAACCUCUAUCCGGCUCUCAGUCGAGACUUGCCGGUCGAGCCGGAAGUGACCGAGUCCGGUUCGGGGGAAGUGAGUUUGAGUGGGUUUGGGUUUCAUGAUGUGGUGAUUGAAGCGCCGGUUCAUUCGGUUCACUUACCUGAUCUUUCUCCGGUUCAGAUUGGUCAGGUUUUGCUUGCUUAUAAGAAGAGGAUUUUGCAGCUUGCUGGUUAUGAGUUUAUCAAAUAUGUUCAGGUAUUCAAAAACCAUGGUGCCUCAGCUGGGGCUUCAAUGAGUCAUUCUCAUAGUCAGAUGAUAGCUCUUCCAGUCAUUCCUCCCACGGUUUCUGCCCGUAUUGACAGUAUGAAGGAGCAUUUUGACCAGACAGGAAAGUGUAGCCUUUGUGAAAUUCAACUGGACCGACUUCUAAUAAAUGAGUCAGCACAUUUUGUUUCCAUUGCUCCAUUUGCCUCUACUUCUCCUUUUGAGUUAUGGAUAAUUCCCAGGAACCACUAUUCUCACUUUCAUGAACUAAACGAGGAGCAGGCAACUGAUCUUGGGGGGUCACUUAAACUUGUGCUUCAGAAAAUGUCCUUGCAAUUGAACAACCCUCCAUAUAAUUUUAUGAUUCACACUUCUCCACUAAAAGUGAGUCAACCAGAACUUCCUUAUUGUCAUUGGUAUUUGCAAAUAGUCCCCCAGUUGGGCACUAUAGGCGGCUUUGAGAUGGGAAGUGGGUGCUACAUAAAUCCUGUAUUCCCAGAGGAUGCUGCAAAAAUUUUAAAGGAAGUGAACCUUCCUAACUAGAUGGUGACACUACUUGUUACAUUAUAUAUAUCGGAGACUGAUGUAUCGCAUAUUCUGACAUAGGAUUAUUGUCGGAGGAGAUUGUAGUUGAAUUUCUUCAGACUCCCGUGAGCUGGGUUCCUAGAGUGUAUUAUAUUUACAACAAAAUAAGUCUCCAAAUUUUGAUAUCUUCAGUUGCUUCUGGGAAUGUGAGAAAUAAAUGUAACAACAAUCUUGAAAUCUGUUGUAAUCUAUAAUGCCAGUUACUUUGUA